Molecule: messenger RNA, 1059 nt
Organism: Capsicum annuum
Lineage: Eukaryota; Viridiplantae; Streptophyta; Magnoliopsida; Solanales; Solanaceae
Exons: 1
Coding region: 73-816 (247 amino acids)
Source: RefSeq, a predicted model, not a curated record
AUGACAAAUCCAAAAUUCCAAAUCACUAAAAUCAGCAAACUUAAGAUUUCUUUUCGUUCAUAAAAAUUUUAGAUGGAGAAAGAAAAACCAACCAAGCCAAAGAAAAACAUGAUCUUGAAAUUCUUACCAAAAGCAGCAACAGCAACUGUUAUAUUCCAAAAUCACCCUUUUAGUCCAGGCAGAGAAAAAAGACUUCAUCAUCAUAAUAAUCACAAAGGAUUUUCUGGUCCAAUUAUAUCAAUAAUCCCAGCUGAAGCAAGAAACAGAAAAUCAAACAACGUUACAAAUCAAGAACCAACUUCACCAAAAGUGUCUUGCAUUGGCCAAAUCAAACAAAGGAAGAACAAGACUACAAAGAUGAAAAAAGAAAAAGCCACCAACACCAAAAUACCACUAGAGAAAAUUCCCAGUAAAACGAAAUCAUCAAAAUACAAUUUCAGAAAUAUAUUCCAAAGGGCCAGAAAAUUUGAUGUUGAUGAUAAUACAAGUAUUGCUAGUGAAGUUGUACCAAAUAGUGCACCUUGUUUGGGUCACAUGAGAAAAUUUGCUAGUGGAAGGGAGGGUAAUUUAUCAAAUUUUGAUUGGAAAAAUGUACAAAUUACACCUGAAGAUCGUAGAAAAUAUUAUUCUGAUGAUGAUAGAGAAGAUUAUACUGAUGGAGAUGAAGAAGAUGAAGAGGUAAUUAUUCCUUUUUCAGCUCCAAUUUUAGUAGGAAGAGAUAAUAGACCAAAUUUUCCAUCGGAGCCAAAGAAGGAAAUUAAUUUAUGGAAAAGAAGAACUAUGACAAAACCAAAUCCUCUUCAAUUGAAAAAAUAAGUUUGUUUAAGUUGAUUUGAUGUACUUGAUUAUCAUGGUGUACAUAAACUAUGUUGCUUGAAUCCAUGAAGAAAAUAUAUAGAGGUAUCCGUAUCAAAUCCUGCGAAAAAUUAAAUCUUGGAUCUGACACGGGUGCUACGGUUUUUUUUGGAGAAUUGAUCAAGUGAUAUAGUUUCGUUUUACAUGUGUAAUUUUCUUGAACUCAUGUAAAUAUUCAUGUUACGAUUAAAGCUGUUCUUUUCA